Molecule: messenger RNA, 1498 nt
Organism: Anopheles stephensi (Asian malaria mosquito)
Lineage: Eukaryota; Metazoa; Arthropoda; Insecta; Diptera; Culicidae
Gene: Pus1
Product: tRNA pseudouridine synthase A
Exons: 2
Coding region: 113-1453 (446 amino acids)
Biological process (GO): mRNA pseudouridine synthesis; tRNA pseudouridine synthesis
Cellular component (GO): nucleus
Molecular function (GO): pseudouridine synthase activity; RNA binding
Source: RefSeq, a predicted model, not a curated record
GCUGUCAGCCGUCGGCACACGCGCUCAUUCAUAUACAUAUCUCUACACCUUGGUCGACAGCAACAAAACCGACACCGAAUUCACCCGCAUCUGCCACAUUGUUUUUCCUGUAAUGUUUUCCAUAUUUCGUCGUGCUGCAGUAGUUUAUGUACAAUUUACGCGUAUCGUACAUCCCAACUUUUGUACCCAUCCGCAACGUUCCCGGCUACUGGACGAUACCGUGCGGGAACGAUUUGCAAUCGAACUUGCAGCCGCCGUAGAGGUGAAAUUAGCAAACAAAAAGCUUGAAGCACAAAAGCGAAUGGAAACGCGCAAGACCAAGCAAGAAGUGCAGCAACGGUACAAUGGUGCGGUCAAAAGGCGCAAGUGGGAGGAUCCACCGGAAGAUCCGGAAGCGGUGAAAAACUUCGACCCGGCAUCGCGUGUGAAACGGCGCAAGAGCAUCAUCCUGCUCGGUUACUCCGGCGUGAAUUACUUCGGCAUGCAGCGCAAUCCGGGAACGAAAACGAUCGAAGAGGAUCUGUUGCGGGCGAUGCUCAAGCAAAACUGGAUCAACGACGAAGGGUUCCGGCAGCCGCAACAGAUUCAGUUCCAGCGUGCGGCACGUACCGAUAAAGGAGUGUCGGCAGCGGUACAGGUGGUGUCGAUCAAAUUGCCCGACAAUCUGGACGUAGAGGCUCUGAAUUCCGAACUGCCGGAGGACAUCCGAGUGUACGCAGUCAAGCGCGUGACGAAAGGUUUCAACUCCAAGACCAACUGUGACGCCCGUACCUACACGUACACGCUUCCCACGAUAGCAUUUGCUGCGAACGAAGAAAAAGUGGACAUCAACGCAUACCGUCUACCAGCCGAUCGAUUGAAGCGAGUGAACGAAGUGCUUUCGCUGUACGUUGGCACAAAGAACUUUCACAACUUUACCAGCCGUAAAGAAUUUCUCGACCCAUCCGUGAAGCGUUUCAUCAUGUCAUUCGAAUGUGAAACGCCAUUUGUGCCCGAAGGAUCGACGGCCGAGUUCGCUACGAUUAAGAUCAAAGGACAAAGCUUUAUGCUGCAUCAGAUACGUAAGAUGGUAGGGCUCACCAUAGCCGUUGUCCGUGGGCUUACGGACAGUGCGAUCAUCGAGAAGGCGUUUGGCCAGGAACGGUACGGCAUCCCGACCGCUCCGGGAUUGGGGCUAGUGUUGAGCAGAAUCCAUUAUGAUAAGUACAACAAGCGGUACGGUGAGGACGGGUGCCACGAAACGCUGGAAUUCGAGAAGGAGGAACCGGCGAUACAAGAGUUCUUUAAGCACCACAUUGCCUCGACUAUUGUCGAGACGGAGCUGAGCAGCAACUCGAUGAUGGAAUGGCUGGAAAAGCUACCGCUACACAGCUACGAGCCAAGAGACGAGAAUGAGCCGAGCGAGUGGAAACCAAGAAAUCGGAAAGACGAUAAUGAUGAUGACGACGAGUAGGAACUGAUUUGUUAUUGCGAACAUAGAUCAUACCUAACACGUAAA